CGCCGGGCAGACACCCUCUCCAGUCGCCAUGGCCUUCUCAACUAUCGAUUCUUUCUCCUCCUCGACUUGGCGGAUCGAGACUGCGACCGGAUCGCACAAAUUCACAGUCAACAAGCACUCGGUGACGAAGGGCUUCGGCGCAGGCAAUCACGUCCAGUCCGGCGUCUUCUCCGUCGGCGGACACGACUGGGCCAUCAGAUACUAUCCAGACGGACGCGCACACAUCACUCGCAUCUACCCGGACGGCAGCUACGGACGCAGCUACGAAAGCGACGUCGGCACUGGCAACGUAUCCAUUUACCUCACUCAUCUCAGCGACACGAGCGGCGACGCCAAGGUGGCCUUCAAGUUCGACAUACUGGACAAGAACGGCAGCACUCUCUCGACACACUCCGUUGAAGUGCCAGUCACUCUCAAGGACAGCAAGUCUUCAUUGGGCUGGGAGCGGAUAAUGAGCAGAGCCGACUUUGAGAGGAAGUUCGUCGACGAAGACGAUCGCCUCACAGUUCGAUGCACUGUCACCGUCCUGAAAUCGCCGCAUUUGCGGGUAUCCAAGACUCGCUCCGUUGCCAGCCUUCAGGUGCCUAAACCUCCUCCCUCUGACUUGCAUCAGCAUCUCGGCGAACUGCUGGAGAGCGGAGAGGGCGCCGACGUGGCUUUUGAUGUCGGCGGGGAGACCUUUGCCGCCCAUAGAUGUGUCCUCGCUGCACGGUCGCCGGUCUUCAGAGCGGAACUCUUCGGCCCAAUGAAGGAAAAGACCAUGCAGUGCAUAAAGAUCGAAGACAUGGACGCCGCGGUGUUCAAGGCUAUGCUUCAUUUCAUGUACCGGGAUUCGCUGCAUCAACUCGAAGAGCUUACGACGGAAUCUCCAACUUCGAUGCUUCAGCAUUUGCUCGCGGCCGCAGACCGUUACGGGCUGGAAAGGCUGAAGUCGAUCUGCGAGGGCGAGCUGUGUAAAGACAUCGACGUGAGCACGGUUGCGACCACCUUGGCUUUGGCCGAGCAGCACCGCUGCCGCGAGCUUAAAGACGCUUGCUUUGACUUCAUCAAUUCCCCCGACACGGUGAUUUCUGUGAUGAAAACCGAGGGAUUCGAGUACCUCACAAUCAGUUGCCCCCUACUUCUCAAGGAACUCGUGGAGAGGAUAGAAUGAUCAGGAGAUAACAUGAGAUUGUGCGCAUGUCGAUCACUUUUUGUUUGGA
This is a messenger RNA of Ananas comosus (pineapple), 1202 nucleotides long. RefSeq names its product BTB/POZ and MATH domain-containing protein 2-like. Gene Ontology annotation, molecular function: protein binding. NCBI's taxonomy places the organism in Eukaryota, Viridiplantae, Streptophyta, Magnoliopsida, Poales, Bromeliaceae. The transcript has a single exon. Gene Ontology annotation, biological process: protein ubiquitination. Bases 29 to 1153 code for a protein of 374 amino acids. The record is from RefSeq and is a predicted model, not a curated record.